AUGGCCGACGACUCGCCCACAAUCAACAGUCGGCGGCACCGUCGUAACCAGUCGACUCCGCAGAACUCGAUCCAGCUGCAAGACCUGGGCCCCGCUCAACAUGCUCCCAUCUCUCAGGAACCGCCAUCCCCAUCUGCCCAGGCUUCGCAUCGCCGUACCUUGAGCGACCGUGGACGUAGCUUAUUCCGGCGCAAUAGAGACUCGCUCUUGUCACACAGCCCUGGCAGAAACCCACCACCUCCUAAUGCACGCGCUUACUCGCCAAUUUCCGAGGAUCCUCCCAGUCCGCCGCAGAUCGAUAGCAACUUGUCACCUCUUGCAUAUGUGACGUCGCCCACUGGCCAUCGAACACGGGUCGACGACGGUCAAGAUGAAGACGAGCGCACACCGCUGUCUCCACAUGAAGGGAGCAGUUUCCAACAGGCUAUGGGCUUCGCUGGCCUUAGUAUAGGCGCUCCUGCCCGUCCUUCGUUGCACUCGGGCCACGGUCGAUUGGGCAGUGACCUUAGUCUCCGCACUGUCGACGCAUCGCCUUACGACGAAGAGCCCGACGAUCCAACUGGCUUCUUUCCACAUGAGGAGGAUAUGGACACGGUACCCCUGACAGACAUGAGCCGCCUCGACGCUCACUCACCACAACGCAACGAACGCGGCAGUUUCCAAAGUAUCCGCUUCUUGUCGCCAUCUGUCUCGCACUCCAACAAUCCUGAUGUCGAGUCUGGCAAUCUGAGUCCUUCUGGUCGUUGGAGUCGUUCUCCCGAUGGUCAUAGUCGCUCUCCUGUAGACAGUCGUCGCUCACUGUCACCCAUGGGAGACUCUCCAUUUCACCGAGCAGGAGACAUGAUGCGCAAGAUGUCGAUGCGUGUGGUCAACCUGAGUAACGAGCCCGAAGUUGCCGAGCGUAUGAUUAGACGCAAGUCGUCUGUGGGUCGUUCUUCUCGUAUUUCCGAAGCUCCUGACUUUGCCAACGAUGGGACUCCCCGCUCACCUGUCAGCGAGAAAAUGCCUUCGCCUAUGCUUCGUCCAGCCGAUCAGCUUGAGCCACACACUCCUGGACCAAAUCCUUUCCGUGGCAAAUCGCUAGGCAUUUUCCCACCGGAUAGCAAAUUGCGUCUGAAGUUGGCUGACUUUCUGCUUCAUCCCUUUACCGAACCUUUUAUCCUCGUGCUCAUUGUCUUUCAAACAAUCUUGCUUGCUGUCGAAGCACGCAAUAAUGUCAAUAAUGAUCCACGAUCUCAGCGGUUUGGGACUACAUGGAUUGACAUCGCAUUGCUUGCCUUAUUUAGCAUCUACACCGUCGAGAUCAUGAUUCGAGUCAUUGUAUCUGGAUUCAUCGUCAAUCCCAUCGAGUACAGCACCAUCGACCGCAAGGUUGGUCUCCGGACUGCCGUCAUGAAGAAGGCAAACGACAUGUUUGCUCUACACCGCAAGCCUUCUGUCAGGAACCUGAAUCCCCUUCCACCAGUAACAGCAGGGCCUCAACCUGGAAUCCUGCGUAGCUUUACCACAAACACUAUGAUGGAAGUACCAGGGNGCUCGAAACAAGCUCAGCUGCAGCGACUAGCGUUUCGAGCAUUUUUGCGUCAUUCUUUCAACCGACUCGACUUCCUUGCGGUCUGCGCAUUCUGGAUCAGCUUUGCCAUUGGCAUCUUUGGCGUCGAGUCCCAAAAGCACGUCUUUGUAUUCCGCAUGUUAAGUUGUCUUCGAAUCGUGCGUCUUUUGGGUAUCACUAGUGGCACUUUGGUUAUCUUGCGGAGUUUGAAGAAGGCUGCCCCGACUCUGCUCAACGUCGCCUUCUUGACUGGUUUCUUCUGGCUGUUGUUUGCGAUCAUUGGAGUUCAAAGCUUCAAGUCCAGUCUUCGCCGUACUUGUGUCUGGACCAAUCCCGAUGAUACCUCAGAGACAUAUACACAAUCGAUGCAAUUUUGUGGUGGCUAUCUCUUAUCCAAUCAAACGGCAAUGCCCUGGAUACAUCAAGACGGUUCACCCGGUGCAGACGAUGCUAAAGGUUUCUUUUGCCCUGUCAACUCCGUCUGCAUCGAAGGUGACAACCCCUACAACGGCACUGUCAGUUUUGACAACAUUUUUCAGUCGCUCGAGAUGGUGUUUGUCGUCAUGUCCUCCAACACGUUCUCAGAUCUACUCUAUUAUCUUGCUGACAGCGACUAUCUAUCUGCUGGUAUAUUCUUCGCUGCAGGAAUUAUAGUCUUCCCGCUUUGGCUCGUCAACUUGCUGAUCGCCGUCAUUACAUCUUCAUUCCAGGUAAUCCGAGACGAGAGCAAAGCCAGUGCCUUUACAGCGCAAGAGCACGUCAAGCAUCUAGAAACAGAAGAGGGAAGUGAUGGCUUCAAACAGAAGACGAGCACAUUGGAACAAUUCGUCAAUAAUACACGAUGGAUCUGGAUUGCUGUUAUCACAUACGGCUUGAUUGUACAAUGUCUGCGCAGUGCAUAUAUGAGCCCAAGCCGGGCGGCUUUCCUCACCCUGGACAUCGAGAUCAUUCUCCGAUUCAUGGCGGACUGGCGUCGGUUUCACAAAAGCAAGCGCAACCUCGUGGAUCUUGCAUUGGCCAUCACAACCACAGUCAUUCAAAUCCCGGUCAUAAAACACUCUGGGCAGCCAUAUGCGUGGUUGACGGUCUUCCAAAUCAUAAGAAUCUACCGUGUCGUUCUCGCAGUCGAAAUCACACGCACGCUGAUUCUCACUGUGUUAGGCGACUUCUCGGGUUUGACCAACUUGAUCAUGUUCGUUAUGCUACUGUGCUUCCUCGCUGCAAUAUUCGCGACACAGAUCUUCCGUGGACAGAUUCCACAAGAAAACGACGAAGGCGAAGCAAUCGAGGUUCCGUUCUUUGACAUAUACAAUGCUUUUUUGGGCAUGUAUCAGAUCUUCUCAAGUGAGAAUUGGACGGAUAUCAUGUACAACGUUACUUCGUAUAAUGUCGCUUACAACAACGGUUGGAUUGGUGCGGCAUUCUGUAUCAUGUGGUUCAUUCUAGCGAACUUCCUCGUCUUGAACAUGUUUAUCGCCGUCAUCCAAGAAAACUUCGAUGUUUCAGAAGACGAAAAGCGCCUGCAGCAGGUCAAGGCCUUCCUUGCAAAGAGGCAAGUCAACGCGACGUCCGGUAGUCAGGGUUCACUGUCAUUGUCGACGAUCUUCAAGCUCGGUCAAGUCCGCCGACAAGAUCCUCUCGAUUAUGGCUCAGCACAAACAGAAAUGCUUCUCAAGGAUGCAGUGGUUCGCGACUUUCUUGAUGAUCACGACGUUGGUCCAGAUGCGAGUGCCCCUGGUGCAUCCGAAAGCAUACCUAACAACAAUCCACCCGUCAAAUCAGGUAUUUUGGCUCAGCGCUGGGAGCAACUGCUCAACCGCCUCUUCAAUCGCGAGCCCAACCCAUUCUACUCGAACUUAGAGCUUCAGAAAGCUCACGAGGAAGUGGACACUCGUCAGAUGGUCAAAGAGGUCGUAGCAGCGAAUGAGAGGGUCAAGAGGGCUCAACGCGAAUUUUUGAGGAAGUAUCCCAAUUACAACGUCUCGCUCUUCAUCUUCAGGGUCAACAAUCCUGUCAGAAGAUUGUGUCAGAGAAUUGUGGGUCCAGGUCGUGGUGGUGAUCGCAUAGAGGGCGUCGCGCCCUCCAGACCCAUCUGGUAUGGUUUCUCGGCAUUCAUCUACGCAGCCAUCGUAGCAAUGGUGCUCUUGGCCUGCGUUACUACACCUUUGUACCAGAAGGAGUAUUUCAGAACUCACGACUUUAAAGCCCUGAAUUGGUUUGUAUACACCGACAUGGGCUUUGCAACUCUGUUUACCAUCGAGUCUGUCAUUCGAGUCAUUGCGGACGGGUUUUAUUGGACACCCAACGCAUACUAUCGCAGCUCUUGGGGCAUUAUUGAUGGCAUCGUCUUGGUCACGUUGUGGACUGACAUCUUCACCACGAUCUAUAACCCAGGUGGUGGUUCAAGAGCUGUUGGUGCCUUCAAAGCUUUGAGAGCCCUCCGAUUACUCAACGUCAGCGAUAAUGCUCGAGAUACCUUCCAUUCUGUUAUCGUCAUGGGUGGUUGGAAAGUUGUCUCGGCAGCGUUCGUUUCGAUGAGUUUGCUCAUUCCGUUUGCCAUAUACGGCUUGAAUCUCUUCAACGGAAGGUUCAUGGAGUGUAAUGACGGUGAUGGUGUCACGUCGUCUCUUACUGACUGUACUGGCGAGUACCUCAGUACACCCUACGAUUGGAACGUGCUUGCACCACGUCAAGUCGCCAAUCCAUACUACGACUUCGAUAACUUCGGAUCAUCGCUGUUCAUCCUUUUCCAGAUCGUCUCACAAGAAGGGUGGAUCGACGUCAUGUGGAGCGGCCAAUCCAUCACUGGUGUUUUCACACAACCCGAUCCUUUCUCAUCUCAAGGCAAUGCCGUCUUUUUCGUCGCCUUCAAUUUGCUUGGUGCCGUUUUCGUCUUGACGCUUUUUGUUAGUGUCUUUAUGCGCAACUAUACGGAACAAACCGGAGUGGCUUUCUUGACAACUGAACAGCGAUCAUGGCUUGAAUUGAGGAAAUUGCUCAGACAGAUCUCACCCUCCAAAAGACCCUCAUCUAAGGAGGUGCGGGAGACCUGGAGAGAGUGGUGCUAUCGUCGAGCAGUGACAAAGAACGGUAGAUGGCAGCGUAGCGUCACUGUGGUGCUCGUUUUCCAUCUGCUUUUGCUGUGUUUGGAAUGGUAUCCAAACAACAAUCGCUGGGACAGAGCACGAUACUAUGUUUUCCUGGUGCUGACCCUCUUUUACAUCGUCAACAUCGUCAUCCGCAUUGUUGGUCUUUCCUGGACUCGAUUCCGAAGAAGUGCCUGGGAUGUUUACUCGUUGUUUUCGGUGUCUGGCACGUUGAUCACGCUGAUCUUGCUUCUGACCAACUUCAAGAACAGAGACUACGUCCAAGUACACAAGUUGUUCCUUGUAUCGAUCGCAUUACUUCUGAUUCCUAGAAACAAUCAGCUGGACCAACUCUUCAAGACCGCGGCUGCCAGUCUGACUUCAAUCGCCAACCUGUUGGCGACUUGGUUUGUCCUCUUUCUGGUAUUCGCCAUUGCCUUCACUCAAACUUUCGGGUUGACUAGAUUUGCCGAGGGUGAAACAGACAACCAAAACUUCCGCACAGUGCCCAAAGCUCUGGUUAUGCUGUUCCGUAUGAGUUCUGGAGAAGGCUGGAAUGAGGUGAUGGCGGACUUUGCAUCCGUCACCCCACCCUAUUGCACAAUCGGUGAGCAUUAUUACGAUGGCGACUGUGGUAGUGACGGAUGGGCUAUGGCUCUGUUCAUCUCUUGGAACAUCCUCAGCAUGUACGUGUUCAUGAACUUGUUCAUCUCGUUGAUCUAUGAGAGUUUCUCGUAUGUCUAUCAACGAAGCAGCGGAUUGUCCGUCAUCAGCAGAGAAGAGAUUCGAAGGUUCAAGCAGGCUUGGGCAGAAUUCGAUCCAAGUGGCUCGGGAUAUAUUUCGAAGGAGAAGUUUCCCCGCUUGUUAGGAGUGAGUCCAUCCAAUUCCUAUAUCCUUACAGUGUAUACUAAUCUUCACAGGNAACUCUCUGGUGUUUUUGAGAUGCGUAUCUAUGAUGGUGACUUCACAGUCAGUAACAUCAUCGCCGACUGCACAUCUCGACCGCACCGUGCCCAUCCUCUUGGUAUGGACGGUCCAAAGGAUGGUCCUGAAAUCGAUCUUGAAAAAUUGAACGAACGCCUGUCCGAAAUUCCUGUCCUUGAGAUACAAAGACGCAGGAGGCGCAUGAACAUCUUCUACGAGGAAGUACUGGUCUCGGCUGAUCCUGACCGUGGUGUCGAGUUCAACUCACUUUUGAUGAUUUUGGCCCACUACAAGGUCAUCAACGACAACAAAAGUCUGCGACUCGAAGAGUUCUUGCGUCGUCGCGCUCGUUUACAGCGUGUCGAAGAAGCUGUACGCCGUAACGUUGUCGUCGGUUUCUUCGAUACCCUUUAUUGGGCCCGUCGAUUCAGAAAGGCACUAGAAGCCAAGAAGGAUGCACGCAUGACCAUGGUACCUCAACUGGAUGUUCCUGAGAUCUUCAUUCAGGAUGACGGCGAGGACUUUACAAACACUGACCACAGAACUCCCUCGGCCCCAUCUACACCGAUCGAUCACCAGACUCCAAGCUGGACUCUCGGAGGCGAUCACGGCACUCCAGCAUUAAGCAUUGACCCUACAGCGUCUCGACCUAAUUUACGCAACCGCAGUGAUUCUAUCCAGCUCUCCCCAUCGGCCUCACCUACGCGUUCACGAGCAGUCUCACACUCGUCACCUUCCGAGAUGCGUGAUAUUCCUGAAGACUGGCAUUUCGCAGAAGCUCUCAUUGAUGGACACAAUCGUUCUAGAUCACCGUCACCCUCACCACAGCACCUUGAUCCCGACGCCACAUUAGAUGCCUACGGUGGUUUGGGCCUUGGGGCCGGUCCUCGAAGUCGUGCUCAAACACUGUCCGCCUCAGGCCCAGAGUCUCGUCCCCGAGCUGGCACUUUGUCAGUCGCCGGUACACCCAGCGCGGGUGGUCGUUCGCGCGCCACUAGCUCCGUCAAUGCACAGAAUGUCCUCGAUGUCUUGGAUACCUCGGCAUGGGGCGAGAGCAUCAGACGAAGCUUCACUACUCGUGUGUCUUCGUCCGGGCCACAUGGUUCUGCUUCGCGGGAUGCAAGUGCUGAACCUAUGCCGUCCAUUUCCGACACACAGCCUUCGAAUUUCUCGCACGCAGAAGGACAUGAUCAUGAGAACCCGCAUGAGUGA
Messenger RNA from Aureobasidium vineae, 6774 nucleotides. Lineage: Eukaryota; Fungi; Ascomycota; Dothideomycetes; Dothideales; Saccotheciaceae. The record is from the annotation of a GenBank genome assembly.